This is a messenger RNA of Siniperca chuatsi (mandarin fish), 3807 nucleotides long. Its product is annotated as cytoplasmic protein NCK2-like. Gene Ontology annotation, molecular function: protein binding. Lineage: Eukaryota; Metazoa; Chordata; Actinopteri; Centrarchiformes; Sinipercidae. The transcript is spliced from 4 exons. The record is from RefSeq and is a predicted model, not a curated record. Gene Ontology annotation, biological process: positive regulation of translation in response to endoplasmic reticulum stress; negative regulation of PERK-mediated unfolded protein response; negative regulation of endoplasmic reticulum stress-induced eIF2 alpha phosphorylation. Bases 285 to 1481 code for a protein of 398 amino acids.
UAGUUCGUCAGGAGUCGCUUGACGGGAGUGAUUGAUGUGGAGGCAGUCAGCCUGCGACAAAAAAACAAGCGAGGAUAGGUAGAGCACUACAUGAUCCGUCCACGUUUUAAAUGAAAGAAAUAUUGUGAAACCCAAUGAUAGGUGGAUUUAAACGUUAUUUUUGUCGCUUUUACGCGGGCUUAGUUACUUAUUGUUCGGUACGCGGGGUCUUAUUUUGGCGUGUUGAGUGUGUCGCCGUUUGCCCAUUCUCACUGGAGUGAACACUAAGGAGGACUCCAUGAAAGAUGACAGAGGAGGUGAUUGUUGUAGCCAAAUGGGACUACACGGCCCAGCAGGACCAGGAACUUGACAUCCGUAAAAACGAGCGUCUCUUCCUCCUGGACGACUCAAAGACCUGGUGGCGUGUCCGCAACGCCGGCAACCAAACGGGGUACGUGCCAUCGAACUACGUCGAGCGCAAGAACAGCCUGAAGAAAGGCUCACUGGUGAAGAACAUCAAAGACACACUCGGUUUGGGAAAAACUAAGAGGAAGACAAGCGCCCGUGAUGCUUCCCCAACACCAAGCUCAGACACAGAGUACCCCUCCAAUGGCAGCGGGGGUGGAGGUGUGGGAGGAGGAGCUGCUGAAAGAAUCUAUGACCUCAAUGUCCCCGCUGUGGUCAAGUUUGCCUACACAGCAGAGAGAGAUGACGAGCUGACCCUGGUCAAGGGCUCCAGGGUCAUCGUGAUGGAGAAGUGUAGUGAUGGCUGGUGGCGGGGCAGUCAGGCGGGCCGCGUGGGCUGGUUUCCCUCCAAUUAUGUCCAGGAGGACCUCGGAGGGGCGGAUGACAGAGGGGAGGGAGAUUCCUCACAGGGCUACCACGGAGGCUCUCAAGGGACUUUGCUGGCCAAUGGGCGAGCAGGUGGUCGCAAUGAAGUGCUCCACUUGGUUCAAACACUCUACCCCUUCAGCUCUGUGACAGAGGAAGAGCUGAACUUUGAGAAGGGAGAGGUCAUGGAGGUGGUGGAGAAGCCUGAGAACGACCCAGAGUGGUGGAGGUGUAAGAACUCACGUGGUAUGGUGGGCCUGGUACCUAAAAACUAUGUGAUGGUGUUGGACGAGCGACCCAGCCUGCCCUCCGCUACGUCAAGCUCCCUGCAGAACCGCUCCGUGGCACCGGCACGCUCAGGGAAGUUCGCUGGAAGGGACUGGUACUACGGCAACAUCACCAGACACCAGGCUGAGUGUAUACUCAACGAGCGAGGAGAGGAGGGCGACUUCCUCAUACGAGACAGCGAGUCAUCGCCCAAUGAUUUCUCUGUGUCUCUGAAGGCGGCUGGUAAGAAUAAGCACUUUAAAGUGCAGCAGGCAGACGGAGUGUACUGUAUCGGCCAGCGCAGGUUCAGCUCCAUGGAUGAACUAGUGGAGCACUACAAGAAAGCCCCCAUCUUCACCAGCGAACAUGGAGAGAAGCUGUACCUGGUCAAAGCGAUGCUGUGAUUCACACAUCCUCACACCUACACUGGAUCUCACACACACAAACACACACUCUUCAUGCACACAUAAUACUAAUGCCACUCCCUAACUGUCUUAAGUCAAGCCUUAGCUCUGGACCCUGUCGCUGUGGCGUCUGUACUACAUCCAGAUCCUCAGUCACUCCUCUAAGUUUUUAAGUCUGAGUCUGUUAACCGAGCAGUUGACCCCAAGACGGCGAGCACUGUCAGGAAAUACCCAGCUGCAUCCUUCAUGUACAGCACAGAGCAUAAUAAGCCUCUGUCUCUUGGAUGUGCACAUUCGCAGUGACCACAUCUGCUGCUAACAGAACGCCUGAGGCCUUGUUUGGGGGUUGAGCUCUCCUUCUGAUGUCAUACAUAAUGUCCAUUUACUACCACACACAUUGUAGGUUACACCAUUGCUCUUAAUCCAUACAUGGGGACAGAAGUUUAAAAGUUCAAAGAAGGACUCGAACCUCUGAGGGACCUUACUCUGGUGUUUUCCUGUCAAAUUGCUGGCCAUUGUUUUAUUUUGUUCAUUUAUUUUUUAAAAGAAAUGCUUGUUCCUGAGUUAACUUUUUUGGGGGGUUAAAGCUAAUUUAAAUUCCUCUCUGGAGGUUUGAAUCAUUGCUCUUUCAUACAAUGACUUCACAAAGUGACCAGAAUCACUCUCUUGCCUUUUUUUCCCUAAUUUUUGUCAUUCCUCUACACGAGUUCUCUCCCCAUUUGAACUUGUGUCUUCUGUCACUUUUUCAAAUUCCUCCUUGUUUCUGUCUCCACAAACCCAGUCAUAAGUCGUAGUGAUGUUGUUGAAAACCUGGAUACAAUACUUCCUGUAAUAUUUCUAAAAGGCAGUGGGGGAGCAUUAAUGCAAUAGGGGAGACCUCUGAUUUCCUGUAGAGUUUGAAUGUUUAUCAAUGUAACCAAAUGUGCCACCCUGUACCCACACUACUGGCUCCAGGUCUGCACUGCACUCACUAUACUUGGCAUUCAUUCAUAGCUCUAUGCUCAUGCUUUAUAUUGUCACAUUGAAUAUGUUCCUGUUCUGUUCUCCAGUGUGUGUCUGUAGUCACAUAAGGAUACUGACUGAAGAAUAAUAAAAACCUUUUUGGUAACACUUUUGAGUAGUUAACACUUGAUCUGCUCCAGCUCCUGCAAAUUAAUGCAGAUAAUAAAAGAGUACCUCUUCUGGUGUAGUAUUUGUCAAAGAUGAGUAUAUCUGUGUGAAUCUUGUGAUUAAAUCUUGCAGGAAAAGUGUCGUUAUUUACAGAAAACUAUACAAUUGAGUGAUUGACUGAAACCCCAAUGCUAAAUUAACUGAGAAGGGGUGACCCUAAGCUCUACACUUAUAAAUCACAAAUCACCAUUCAUAGGUCAACAAAUGAGUUGGAAAUACUUGGACAAGUUUCAUGAAUUAGUAACAACAAACUCGCAAGACAACAGCUAUUGACCAUUCGCUAAACCCCUCCCCCGGACGGCGAUUGUCCAAUCAUAGCUUAGCAACCGUAACUAGGCAAGGCAAGUCUUUCUACUAGUGAUUUAACGCAGUUAAAGUUUGGAGGAAGAGUUGUUGUUUCAAGCCUUUCCAAAAACAAAAGUUUGAGUAAAAGUAUAAGGAAUGGAUUAAACUGUGUCGCAUCGUUAGCAUGCCUGGCUAACUAGCUUACUACCUACAGUAGUAACCCAGCAUCACUUUGGAGGCCAAAGAGCACAUCGUUAAUUAGCUAGCUAGUUAGCUACAGCUGCAACUGUUUUCAUUUAAGAUGGCAAAAUCGACGGUUGUCGGCUAGAAAUGAGAAGCCUGCUUUUGUCUGCCUCUGCCUGAAAUCAAGGACCCACAGUUUAAAAUAUUAAUGUAAAUUAUGAGGGGUAAUCUGCCAUCUUAAUCAUCUUAAACUAUAAGAUGAUGUGCUGGGCAAGAACAGAACGUUGGACAGGCGUAGCAACAGCAAGGGGGGAGAUUAACGAACGGUCAAUUUAUAAUAUAACUCGUCUUUUACUGUCAAGAAACCAAAUAUACUGUCAUCUGGUUUAUAAUAAAAAAUGAAAUUCUAGUUUUACCAAACAUUUUGUUUAUUUCCUUUUGCUGUGUGCAUUUGUUUACCAGUGGAAGUGUUGCUGAUCAUGGGGUCCUCCGCUUUUAUAUGAUAGGCCUAUAUCUGAAUGUUAUUGAGCAUUGUUAUUUAAUUCUUGUCUCCACUGUAUGUAUAUAUUCAAAAUAAGAUGAGGUGCAUAUAUGAAUCGUCAAGAUCAAACUAUGGUACUGUAUCACCGACAACGUGAUGAGAAUUGAAAUACUUUUGUUCAAUAAAUUUUUUUGAAGAAUACUAAAA